This is a messenger RNA of Pungitius pungitius (ninespine stickleback), 7725 nucleotides long. It is a transcript of the gene clip1a, whose product is annotated as CAP-GLY domain containing linker protein 1a. Gene Ontology annotation, molecular function: microtubule plus-end binding. Gene Ontology annotation, biological process: positive regulation of microtubule polymerization; cytoplasmic microtubule organization. Gene Ontology annotation, cellular component: nucleus; microtubule plus-end; cell cortex. The transcript has 26 exons. NCBI's taxonomy places the organism in Eukaryota, Metazoa, Chordata, Actinopteri, Perciformes, Gasterosteidae. The record is from RefSeq and is a predicted model, not a curated record. Bases 476 to 7069 code for a protein of 2197 amino acids.
GAGGGAGUGCUGCAUCGCACCGAACAUCUCCUCUCUGCUCCGUCCCUCCCCGCUGACGUUUCCCGGCGGAUAGGUGGACAGGUCCCGGCCCCCGGGCCUCUUAUCCCCGGCUCUGAUCCGUCUGAAGCGGAGCAGUCACUCGUCGUGCUAGCUGUGUAUUUCCUCCCGAGUGGACGGAGGCAGUACGGAAACAUAUCAGCUCAGCGUUAGCUUUAGCUCACGUUGUUGAGGUCGUGCGUUUCCGGUAAACUUGCCGGUUCUUUCGCUGCUGAUAACACCGGGACACGCACCGCGAGGGACCUUUUUGUGACCAGCCCUUUUUCCCCUUUGCUUUUUUUAAUAUAUUUUUUUCUUUUGGCGAGGAGAGACGAAACUUUAAGAGGGCAGAGCUGCGACUGGUUGUUUUGAUGGUCCGGGGUUAGCCUGUACCCUACAACGCAAAGCCUUGUGGGUCUAAGCCAUCGCUGGAGGAAACAUGAGCACAGCCAAGCCCAGUGGGAUCAAAGGGCCCAGCAAGAUAGGAAGGCCUCCUGGGACGGGAGCACCCAAGACCAACCCCAGCACAGCUAAAGCAAAUGCGGUCGACAAAUCCGAUGCACGGGUCGGCGGAGGAGAUGCUGAGCAGAGCUUCCAGGUCGGGGACCGUGUCUGGGUAAACGGGAACAAACCUGGCCACAUACGCUUUUUGGGAGAUGCCCAGUUUGCCCCGGGACAGUGGGCUGGGAUCGUUCUAGAUGAGCCGAUUGGGAAGAACGACGGCUCAGUGGCAGGGGUGCGCUAUUUCCAGUGUGAAGCCCUGCGAGGAAUAUUCACCCGCCCGUCAAAGUUGUCCCUCACAGAAGGGGAGGCUAAUGGCACUCAGACGGCGCCGCCGUCCCGCGCUGCCUCACCCACGCCUUCAGUCGGCAGCGUAUCCUCGCACACGCCUGCCACAAAGUCAGCAUUACCCUCGACCACCAAGAAGGCCUCCUCUGCUGCACCCGCUGCACCUGCAACACCGGCUACACCCCCCUCCAACCUCGCACGCACAAACAGUGAAUCUGUGUCCAACCUCUCCGAGACGGGAUCAGUCAAGAAGGGGGAAAGGGAACUGAAGAUGGGCGACCGUGUAUUGGUUGGUGGUACGAAGGCAGGAGUGGUACGUUUCCUUGGAGAAACCGAUUUUGCUAAAGGCGAGUGGUGCGGCGUGGAACUGGAUGAGCCCUUAGGAAAGAAUGACGGGGCGGUGGCAGGCACAAGAUAUUUUCAGUGCCAGCCCAAGUAUGGCUUAUUUGCUCCAGUGCACAAAGUCACUCGCAUCGGCUUCCCUUCCACCACGCCAGCCAAAGCAAAAACCACCGUUCGCAAAGCAGCGGCCACGCCAUCGGGGCUAAAGCGGAGCCCCAGUGCCUCCUCCAUCAGCACCAUGAGCUCUGUGGCAUCCUCGGUCAGCGCCAAGCCCAGCCGCACAGGCCUGCUAACGGAGACAUCGUCGCGGUAUAAUCGCAAGAUUUCAGGCACCACAGCCCUGCAGGAGGCGCUGAAGGAGAAGCAGCAGCACAUUGAGCAGCUUAUGGCUGAGAGGGACAUGGAGAGAGCGGAAGUUGCCAGGGCUACGGGCCACGUUGGAGAGGUGGAGCAAGAGAUUGGCCUGCUCAGGGACGAACAGGAGCAGAUGGAGACCAAGAUGGAUCAGUUACGUGCCUUGGUAGAAGCUGCAGACAAAGACAAAGUUGACCUGCUGAAUCAACUGGAGGAGGAGCGUAGGAAGGUGGAGGACCUUCAGUUCCGCGUGGAGGAAGCUUGCAUCACCAAAGGAGACCUGGAGACGCAGACCAGACUGGAGCAUGCCCACAUUAAGGAGCUUGAACAGAGCCUACUCUUUGAAAAGACCAAAGCUGAGAAACUCCAAAGAGAGUUAGAAGACCAUAGGGUUGCUACUGUUUCGGAGCGAUCCCGUAUAAUGGACCUUGAGAAGGACCUUUCUCUGCGCUCGAGAGAGGUAGCUGACCUGCAGCUGCGUCUCGGCACCCAGCAAGGCUCCGAGGACGCAACCUCUCCUCUGUCCCCCCUUCUGGAGGAGAUAACGUCUCUGAGGGAUCAGUUGGCUUCCCAAGAAGUUAAGCAGCAAGAGGAGCUAACCAAGUACAAGGAGAAGAUGGAAGCCCAAGAAAAGGCCCACAGCGAGGCAGCUGCCCGCCUCCAGGCGACAUCCGUGAGCCUCUCUGGUGACAACGAACAGCUGCAGAUGCGCAUCAGCCAGGCUGAGAAGGAGAAUGCGGAUAUCGUGGAUUCGUGGCGUUCCAAGUUGGAAUCCGUUGUUGCCUCUCACCAGCAAGCCCUGGAGGGGCUGAAGGGGUCCUUCAGCAAUGGCGCAGAUGCCCAGACGAAAGAACUUAUCGAAACCAAAAGUGAACUGGAGAGACUGAAGAUUGAGCAGAAUUUCGCCGUGGAGGAGGCCCGAGUCAAACACGAGGCCGCGGCUCAGGAGGCGCAGGCCCUGAAGGCUCAGCUGGGUUCUUUGAUUGAGGAGAAGGAACGCCUGGAAGAGUCACUGCGGUCCAGCGUGGAAAAAGCAGAGGAGCAGCACCUUGUGGAAAUGGAAGAAGUUCUUGGAAAACUCCAUAAUGCUGAAGUUAAGGUGAAUGAGCUCGAGGAGAAGGAAGCAAUGUUGGCGCAGCAGGCCCAAGACAAGGAGCGAGAAACCAAAGAGCAGAUUUCAGAAAUGGCGGCUUUGCGUAGCCAAGUAGCACAAGGCAACCAGGAGCUUGUGACCCUGAAGAGUCAAUUAGAGCUGGUUCAGAGUCAAGGGAACAACCAGGGUGCCCAGGUCAAUGCAUUGAGCUCACAGUUGGAGGGCCGACAGCAGGAAGUCCUCUCUUUACAGAAGAGCCUGACCACCCUACAGCAGGAGAAGGAGGCCUUGGAACAGGAGCUUGGAGGCCUGAAACAAAAGUUGGCUGAUAACACAGAGGAGCAGACCAUAUCAUCAAACACUAUGCAAGAAACACUUGAGAAGCUCAGUAAGAAGGACGAGCAGUGCACAUCUCUGAAGAGCCAAUCAGAGUCUCUGAGAAGUCAACUUGCUGGGCUCGAGAGGAAACUAAAGGCUGCAGAUGAAAAACUUGAGCAACUCUCAAAGGACAAAUGCAAGCUGGAAAAUGAUAUGUCGGACAUGAUGAAGACAUCUGGUGAUAGUUCAGUACAGCUGACCAAAAUGAAUGAUGAUCUCAAACAGAAAGAAAGGAGGCUUGAGGAGUUGCAGAGUCAACUAUCUGAGGAGAAGGAGAAGGUGGCUCACUCGAAUGAACAACUCCAGCAAGAAAGGUCCUGCAGAGAGCAGGAGCUGAUGGAGACCAGAGAUGCACAUCAGUCUCAAAUAAGGGGCCUUCAGGAGACUAUUGCAAACAUGGAGAAGAGCGUUAAACAGGGCGAGACCCUUGUUGUGCAACUCAAGGCCUCACAGGAGAAAUCCAUCUCUCAGGUUUCCGAGCUUCAUGUUGAGGAAGUAGAGGUUCUGCAGAGUCAGGUUAACAAGUUGAAGCAGGACCUCUCCUCCAGCAAGGACAAAAACCUGGAGCUGGAGAAGAUGGUGUCAGAGCUGCAGGAGUACAAGGAACGAGCUCAGUGUCUUUCUGCUGAGCUUGACUCCCACAAGCAUGAUGUUGAACAUUUGAACAAUCAACUGGAAAAGCAGAGUCUAGAGUUGGAAAUUACGUGUAAGGAAAGGGAAGAAGUCAAAGGCGAGAAAGGCAAACUGGAUCAACGUUGUUCAGAAAUCCAAACUCAGCUCUCUGCCCUUGAGAUUACUCACCAGGAGCUUUCUGUCCAGAAUGAAGAGCUGCUCAUUACUAGAGACCAGCUUUCCAGAAAUCUACAGCAGGUAAUUGCCAAAAACAAGUGUUCGGAUGAAGAAAGUAUUUCAUUGAACAAGGAGCUGGAGAAGCUUAAAGGUCUUCUUCAGGAAGUACAGGCUGAAAACAAAAACCUGACGCAUGCCGAAGGUGAACACAAGGCCCAGAUGGAGGAGCUUCAAAGGAACCGUGCAGAGACGACCGACUUGCUCCUUAAAUAUCAGCAGGACACCCAGAAAGUGGAGAUUAUAAAUAAGCAACUACAAGAGGAUUAUGAAAACGUCUGCAAAGAGAAGAACCGUCUUGUAGAUGACCUGAAGGAAAGAACAUCAAAGCUCACAUGUGAGAAGGAAAAUCUCAUUUUAGAGCGAGAUUCUGCCAGAAAUGCCAAAAAAUCGCUCGACGCCAAGAAUGCUGAGUUGCAGGAAAAACUUAAAUCGUUGAACUUGGACAAAGAAGAUCUAACAAUGAGGAACACCCAGCUGCAAGCCCUCACUGAAGCACUGACUAAAGAGAAGCAGGGCAUGUCUUCUGACCUCGGUGCCACUUUGGUGGACAAACAGAGCCUUGAAGCGGUGAAGGAGGAUCUCCAGAAUAAACUGAGUGCUGCCAAGAAGGAUUUGGAGAGUUCUGUCCGUCAAUGUGAAGAACUUCAAGCCACCAAAGUGAGUCUGGCCCAGAUGCUUGACUCGGUCAAGACAAGCAGUCAGGUGACUGACUCCGAGAGGCUUCACCUUCUUCAAGAGAAAGAAGACUUGAUUGCAAUCCAAAGGAAAGUCUGCAAUGAGAAAGAAGUGCUCCUCGGCGAGCUGGAAGAAAUCAAAGAGAAGUUCAGAGUCUCCUCAGAACAACUCUCACAGUCCAAUGAGAAACUUAAAGAAGCGGUAUCAUCUUUUGAGCAAGAGAAAGAAGCGUUUCGCCUUCAGAAUUCCAAAAUUGAGAUGGCUCUACAUGUUCUACGAAAAGAAAAGAUGAGCCUGGAUUCAGCACUAGAGCAGCAGAAGAUGGAUAAUGAGCGUUUGGCGGGAGAGAUGGAAGAGAAGCUCACAAAAAGCCUAUCUGACAAUAAUGCUCUUUCCCUUGAAUGUGAUCGGCUAGCCAGUGACGUCAGAACAAACGAGGGCCAGUUGGAAGGUUUCUCAAAAGCCAACGACCUCUUAACUCAAGAGAGGUCUCAUUUGACAGCCGAGCUGGAGGAAACCAAACGGCAAAAAGACCGAGUCGAAGCCGAGGCGUCCUCUUUGAGGCGAGAAAAGGCCGAGCUACAAAGUGACCUGCAGAAACACGCCGCCGACAUUGAAAUCCUUACAAAGGGCAACAGCGACGCUGUGCAAGAGUACAGUAAACUGAACAGGGAUUAUGAGAAGGCUAAUUCUCAACUUGUUCAACAGGUUGAUGACCUGAAAAAAGCUUGUGAGCGUCUGCAAACGCUGCAGAAUGACGCUAACGACAAAGUGCAAUGCUUGCAGAAAGACAACCACCGUCUGCUUCAGGAGAUCCAGGAGUUAAAAUGUCAGACGCAAUCAUUGUCGGGGGCCAAGCACCUUCUGCAAACCCAGUUACAGGCCGAGUCCAGUGAACGAGAUAAAGUCCUGUCUGACAAGGAUGUUGUGUCCAAACAACUUGAGGAUCUGCAGAGAACGUUGUCCCAAGUUAAGCAAGAAAACCAAGACAUGUCUUCUAACCUUACGAAUGCGGACAAGCAGAAGAAAGCCUGUCUGAUGGAUGUGGAGGUUUUGAAGACUCAAUUGAAGCAGCGAGAGCAAGAAACUAGUGAUUUGAUAGAAGAUAAAGGGCAGUUAUUAUCUAACAUAGAAGAAAUGAGCAAACGGAUGACCUCCCUGACCACGCAGAAAGAAGACCUUUUAGCUGAACAGUGCAAGUUGGAGAAGAACAUUUCUUCUCUCCACACAAGUCAGGAGGAGUGGCUCCUAGAACGGACCAGGCUCCUCGCAGAGAUAGAAAACGUGCACGCUACCCAGAAGGAGCUGGAAGGAGAUGUCAGGGGCCUGCAAACAGAAAAGGAGCUUUUGGAAAGCCAGUGCAGGAGCGCCGCUGUGGAGGUUUCUGCUUCUGCUGCUGUGAGAGAGGAGAUGACCUCGGACAUCUCAAACCUAACCGCUGCGAAGGGCGCCCUGCAGGAGGAGAGAGACCAAGCCAACCACAAAGUCAGCAUGCUGGAGGCCCAACUAAAAAAUGCCAUUUCUAAGCAGCUUGAGGUCUCGGAGCAGCUGACCACCGCCAUGCAGGAGAGGAACCAAGCCCAGUCCACUGUGGAAGAACUCCUGGGCUCCAAGCAGAAGGACGAGCUUAAAACCUUGAAGAACACUCUUUCCAAAUACCAAGAGGAUAUAAAUGUUUGCAAAGAGCAGCUUUGCAUAGAAAGUGAGAGGACGGAGAGCCUAUGCCAUGAAAUUGAGGAGCUUAAAGGGGCAGUUUGUGUAAAGACGCAGUCCAUGCAGAUGCUACAAGAAGAGAACAACAAGCUGACUCUGGAUAUCGAUAAUGAUCAGAAAGCCCUGAGGGAUCUUGAGAAGCUCAAAGACGAGCACUCAAAACUAAAAAAACAGUUGAAGUUGAGUGAGAGCACCUUGAAGGAGCAGUUUGACAAGGAGAAGUCAGUCCUCCAAAAGUCCAUCCAUAAAAACAGUGCCUUAAUAUCAGAGAAGGACCAGCAGGUGGAAAACCUGAGGAGCGAGCUGGUUGUCCUGCGCGGGGAGAGCGACUCCGUUAAGAGACUGGAGGGGACCGUUGAGGCCUUGGAGCGGGACAAGGCUGAUCUACAGGACCGGGUUCAGAGGCUGGAGAAGGACCUGCCUGCAGGCUCUGGUGAUGUUUCUGAACAACUGAAAGAGGCCAGAGAGGCUUCUGAGAGUCAGAUUGAGUUCCUGAAUUCAGUCAUUGUUGACCUCCAAAGGAAAAAUAAGGAACUCAAGGACAAACUGGAGAAAAUGGUAGAUGCUGCUCUCAAUGGGAAUAAUCCAAGUGAGCUGGAUAACUAUGACAGCCAGGACAAGGAGCCCCUUAAGAAGAAGCUUCCCCCGAGACUCUUCUGUGACAUCUGCGACUGCUUCGACCUCCACGACACCGAGGACUGUCCCACACAAAUGCAGAUGCCCGACUCUCCUCCACACACCACCUACCACGGCAGCAAGGGCGAGGAACGGCCUUACUGCGACAUCUGCGAGGUCUUCGGCCACCCCACCGACUCCUGUAACGACGAUCAGACCUUUUAGGCCUUUUUCCCGCCCUUGUUCGCACAAUCAAUGUAUUUGCACAUGGUGUUCGGUUCUGCUGAGGUUGGGAUUUAGGUUUGUCCGUGUGCUUGCUGUUGCCAGCCCCCAAGUUCUCUUACAGGAGAAUAGUCUCCGUCUCUCCAGAGAAGAAGAGGGACAACGCACAGAAAGAUAAUAAACAGCAGUUUGUAAUCAUGAAUGAUGUGUGAGUGAGGAGGAUAUUUAAUUUAUUAAUAUCCCUGUUUGCACAGCUUGUUGGGGAGUUACAAAAAUAAUAUAGUAUCAUUAAAAAUGUUUAUUUGAAACUGUAAAUUACUUGAUUGAAAAAAAAAAUGACUUGGUGCAGAUAUUGGUGAGCUAUAGUUUAUUUUUUUAUGACUGGAGAUGCUAUGUUCUCUUUAAAGGUUUAAUAGAAUGUGUGUUUUGUGAAUGGUUUUCUCACUCUUGCCUGAAGUGGAUCAGUAUGACCUUUAACCUUUGUUCUGCUUUAAGAGGAACAUUUUACAUUAAGGAACUGAUGGCUGAUGUUAAAGAAGAAACAGUUCCAGUCAAAUGGCCUUUCCAAAAAUGUACAAAUAAGAUUGUGAAAUACUUCAUUGUAUUUCUUUAAAAAUGUUUUGAAUAUCUGUAUUAAAAUAAACUAUGUAUAAAUCAAA